Molecule: messenger RNA, 1326 nt
Organism: Aspergillus alliaceus
Lineage: Eukaryota; Fungi; Ascomycota; Eurotiomycetes; Eurotiales; Aspergillaceae
Product: ICE2 family protein
Exons: 2
Coding region: 1-1326 (441 amino acids)
Biological process (GO): endoplasmic reticulum inheritance; septin ring assembly
Cellular component (GO): perinuclear endoplasmic reticulum; endoplasmic reticulum membrane; cortical endoplasmic reticulum
Source: RefSeq, a predicted model, not a curated record
AUGUGGCUCUUCCGGAUCCUCUCCUCCGCCUUCUUCCUGUUCGUGACCGUUUCUUCUAUCCCUUUAGCCUUCGAUGUAGGUGGGAAGACUUGCGGUCUGGCCUUCUCUCUAUCCCUAGCGACCUUCUAUUGUCUAUUUUCCCUCCUGAAACUCACUACACCGGAUCGCUCGUGGCUGCGUGCUUCCCUUAUCGCUGUGAUCCGAUCAACCCAAUGGAUCAUCAUUCCGGUCCUGUUGAUUUGGUCCCUGAAUCGCUUCUCGAUCGAUGCCGAUAACACAACAGGAUGGGUAGAACGGACUUUUACGGGAAAGCGGACGCAGAACACCUCUAUCCAAGAAUGGCUCUUCGGACCCGAUGGGUUGAUUGAGUCGGUGACUAUAGGGAAUUGGGAUAAACUCUUGCGAUGGUCGACACCAGUUUUCCAGCUGGUGGAAGGGUUUUGCAGCUUAUUGGUGAUACAGGCUGCAGGGCAGAUCACUCGUUGGCUUGUCAACCGCGGUGGACGAAGCGAUAGCUGGAUGAUUGGCCUUCUGGUUUUGUCCGGGUCUAUUAUCUCAAGUGCGGUGUACUUCCUCUGGCGCGUUCUGCAGUUCCCUGAGAUCUCUAAUGUAGAUGCUGCUUUGAUCGGGGUGUCAAUCACAUGUGCGGUCAUCCUGUGCGCAUGGGGGAUUGGUAGUGGCCGUGGAAAUCCAGUGGAAAGCUCUCUCCUGUUCGCAUAUGUCGUACUGUGUAUCUACCAGAUAUUCACAGACUACCAACCGUCUCAUCCCGUCGAACAAAGUCCAUACCCCUCGCAAGCUGGAGACUUUCCCCCACUUCCACCGAUCAUCAUGGCCUCCUAUACUACUUUGCUACACGCACUGUCUCUUUUGCCUUCUAUUAUUCAUGCAACUUUCAAUGUGAUCACUGCUGUCUUUGGAGCCGUAACGCCAUCCGUCUUGAUUUCACUCGCAUACCGCAUCUGUGUGCUGUACGCAUCAACUCGGAUCAUCCCCGCUGUCCGUGAAUCAGGGGCACGUGCUCUCUCGCAAGAAGCUUCCUUGGAUGACUCCGACGCCGCUGGCCAGUUCCUGGGUCUCCUUAGCUAUUUUUCUCCGUCGAUAUUGAUUGCCGUUUAUACCAGCCUUUUGAUGCAGCAUUUCGCCUCGACCUCCCAAGCGAUGGGUGGCAACGGGGAGUGGUGGAGCAGUCAAAGGGGCGGCGGAGGCAAUCUUUGGCGAUGGGUUAACUUAGCUUGCACAAUGGCCCUGUACGCCGUGGAACUAUGGCUGGGCGAGAAUGAUGAUUUGGAUUCAGGACUAGCAAGCCAUUGGAAGACUGACUGA